Molecule: messenger RNA, 3805 nt
Organism: Salmo salar (Atlantic salmon)
Lineage: Eukaryota; Metazoa; Chordata; Actinopteri; Salmoniformes; Salmonidae
Product: interferon-induced protein 44
Biological process (GO): immune response
Source: RefSeq, a predicted model, not a curated record
CUCUAUUCCGGUAAUGGUCUCAUUUUCAAGAAAUGGGUAUAGACAUAGUAAAGCUAGACUGCCCUCCUCUCUUGAUAGAUUUGUGGAAUUAUGUAGUUAUUCGAUAUCUAACACUGGAAAGUGAAAGUCAAUGAUGCAUCACAUAUGGUGGUUCAUUGCACCAGCAUAUUUCACUUUCUAUUGUAGCCUAUAUAAGUAAAGCAGCAAUCAUUGUUUCGCAAUUAUAUCAGCAUCUCAGUCUCAGGAGGAACUAGCACUGACAAGAAUUUGACGGCCCAUGGCGUAAUCAAAAUUGGGAUAAACAAGAGAGAGACACCAUGGUGGCUGCACUGAGGAACUUUAAACUGAGCGAUCCUGACAUGGGGCAGCUGAGAUGCCUGCUAUAUGGACCAGUUGGAGCAGGGAAGUCCAGCUUUGUCAACUCAGUCAACAAUGUCUUCCAAGGACGAGUAGCACAUAAUGCCCUGGUAGCUGCUGCCUCUGGCACAAGCUUCACCAAGACAUACAAUACACACUACAUUAAAGAUGGAGAUAAACGUCUUCCCUUUGCAUUCAAUGAUGUCAUGGGUCUGGAGGCACAAGAAAAAGGGAUGCAACCUGAAGACAUCAUCAAUGCUCUGAAGGGCCAUCUACCAGAGGGUUACAAGUUCAAUCCUUGCUCUGCAUUAACUGAUGAAAGUGCAGAAUACAAUAAGAAGCCCAGGUCAAGUGACAAGGUUCACUGUCUGGUGAGUGUCGUGGCUGCAGACAAAAUCUCUCUCAUGUCAAAUGACGUCAUAGUCAAGAUGAGGAAGGUCAGAGAAAAAGCCAGUGAACUGGGAAUAGCUCAAGUUGUUGUCAUGACCAUGCCAGACAAGGCUUGCCCGCUGGUGGAGAUGGACGUGAAGAAGAUGUACACCAGCAAGGCAAUAAAAGAUAAGAUGCAGAUCUGCAGUAAUGAGGUGGGCAUUCCCAUGAACUGCAUCUUGCCUGUGAAGAACUACCAUGAGGAGGGGAUGCUGGAUAACGACAUGGACAUUCUGAUACUGAACGCCAUGACUCAGAUGGUGAACUUUGCCAACGACUACAUCUGGAACCUCCAACAAACUGCAUGAGUGUCACAACAUCUAAAAGAAGCGCUAGGAGAUUACUGAGCCCUGAGUUUAUUCCUAAAGCUAUAUAGCCUAGAUUUAAUUUCAGAAAAGCCGGUGUUUGGAGGAUAUCUUGGCACAGGUGUUAGGCCCGAGACGAAGUCAAAUGAUGCAUUUGCAUUUGUUUAAGCUGUUUUCUAGUUAGAUUUACUUGGAUACAUCCAUAACAAUGAGUUUAUUAAUGGGUGACUUUACCUAGCAGAGAAAAUAUGCUCUCUUGACGGGACACUGUUCAGACAAAAGAAAGACAAUCCAUGACAUUCAUUUGAGUUGAAUUUUAGUAAAUGAAACCAUACAUUCUCUUUGUUAUCUACCACAGCUGAUAUGGCUAUAGCUACUUAUUGCAUGUCACAUUUAUCUGUACAUUCCCCUGGAUGGUGAAUUGGUUGAAAUAUCUGUUGGAGUCUGUGCUAAUACUUCUGCAACCUUGCUUGAGCCUUUUGGGUGUUGAUGGUGCCAGGGUGUUGCUCCAGUGUUUCCUAUCUGUCAGUGAUGGACGCCAGUAGCUAUGGAGUGAACCUUCGCACCGAUGCCCACUCAAUGACAUAAUCUCCCUCGCUUCUAAACCAGCAUUGGCCAGUUUCUGGACUGUCGUGGUUCUGUUGCUGUGAUUUGUGUAUGUAGUUGUUCCCGCUGACCUGCAGGACCUGGGCAGAAGUUUUGCCAGAUAAUUUACGCCCAUCGGCUCUGACGUGUACCAUAUCGAGUCCCCGAUACACUCUCCUCUCCUUGGGUGGAGAUAAAAUACAAGGGCGUUCUCCGGGCAUUUCGAUAGAUAUUUCUCCAGUGAUGCCACCGGGCAUAGUGGGUUCCCUGGCUGCUUGAACAUGAAUCUCCUCUUGGACCCCCUGCCCCUCUCCCAUAGGUCCAGAUGAUUCUUUGUGGCCUGUUAUAUUGUUUCAUACCUUAGACCGCUCUCAUCUGUUUUUAUGAGGAAUGAGUUAGGCUUUAGUUGUUUGUUCCCCGCUUUUCCUCUUCCACCCAGAUGUUACCGGAAGUCGAACCACACUCUCUGGACCAGACCCCUUGGUGUACCGGGAUUCAGAGCCUAGGAGUUUUGGAGCUGGGCCAUGUCCUUUUCGGUGAUUGGGGGGUGGCUGUUUGAUGUCUUUUCCUUGCCUUCUUAGCUGUUUGAUGUUGCCCAGAAAUACAUGAUUCGAGGUGGUAAAUUCAGUGACCUUCAUAAGGCACCAGCUGCAACCGAUGGGUGGGUUAUUUAGAAACCGGUUGAACCCACUCCGGAGUGCCAGGUAGCUACUUAUGCUGUACUGCUCCACCUUCCCAUUUCGAUCAUUUCCAUUAAACUGUUGGAGAAGGAUGUUAAACUUUUCCUUAGUGAUAGUUUUGAAGUCAACAACGUUUUUCUUCUCUGCUAGCCAGCCCUCGAAGCAAUGGACAGCCCAGUGUGAAUUCUUAUGUGUUUUUUUCGUUGUGGCUUUUCUCUAGGUCAUUCAAUGCAGUUUCCCCCAAAUUAGCAUGCCUGGGUAUUACUGCCAUCUCUUUUUCAUAUUCAUCCAUAAUCAUACCACUGAAAAGAUCAAAAGAAAUGUUCCAUUCAUCCAUUUUAGUUUCCGCAACAUAAUAUUGAUUUAGCCAGUCAACUGAAAAAAAGUUGUCUAUGUUGCUAUAACUACCAGCUCAAUUUCCUGUCUGACUCGUUUAUUUGGGACGAUGGAGAUCGCAAUACAACAUUGAAAAGGUCGGAGAGACAGACAGCAAGGUUUAUACAAAUCUCCGCUGUUGAAAACCAAAUGCUAGUCUAAAAGAAAUGGGAGAUAAUGUCUAGAUACUUUUUAUAGUGGAGAUUAAGUUUAUACUUUUCCUGGCAGGGUUGAUGAGACAGUGGAUUGCGCAGUGAGAUGGACUAUAGUAAAUGGGCAUUUCAACGUCAUAGAUUUAGCCGGUGGUAACCUGUGAAAUAGACACAGGUUGGAAUGCGGUUUUAACCAAUCAACAUUCAGGAUUAGUCGGUUGAAUAAAGGUCAAUAUACUCAUGUCAAUGUAGCCUUUCAAGGUCAAUGUAGCCUUUCAAGGUCAAGGUAGUCUUUUGGACAUUUGUUUUGCAGACAGGAUGAAGUAAGAUUGGAAUGAAAGUUCUCCUUUCAAUGUUUUCGUAUUGUGGUUGUAUCAUUUCACUUAAAUGUAAAGGCCUAUACUGUUUAUAGACGCAAUAUGCACCUUUGUGUGACAAAAAGCUUGAAAGAAUGUGCGUGCACUGGAUGAGUUUUAAAUUACUUUGAACUAUACACAGGGUUCAUUGGCUGGAACCCUUUUUGGUUCCAGGUAGAACCCAGUUGGGUUCCAUGUAAAACCCUCUGUGGAAAGGGUUCUAAUGGUUCUAAAUGGAACCCAAAAGGGUUCUACCAAGAUCAAAAACGGUUCUACCUGGAACAGAAAAGGGUUGUCUUAUGACGCCAGGCGAAGAACCCUUUUAGCUACUGUAAUAGAUAGCACCCUUUUUCCCCAAGAGUGUACAUGUAACACACAACAGUGUACACUUGUAUUAGAUAAGCUAGUAUCAUUGAUAGCUAUGCAUCAUGUUUUCUCAUUCUAAAUGACCAUUAUAUAAAAUCAAUCAUUUGAUGUGAAUUUAUGGUUGUGUGUAUUUAUGCUUUUCUGCUUGAGCUGGCUCUUUGAGAUGGGUAAAAUGAAGGUAAAUAAAUACAUAAUCAUAA